This is a messenger RNA of Perca flavescens (yellow perch), 1547 nucleotides long. RefSeq names its product E3 ubiquitin-protein ligase TRIM39-like. NCBI's taxonomy places the organism in Eukaryota, Metazoa, Chordata, Actinopteri, Perciformes, Percidae. The transcript has 3 exons. The record is from RefSeq and is a predicted model, not a curated record. The coding region runs from base 69 to 1301 and encodes 410 amino acids. Gene Ontology annotation, molecular function: protein binding; zinc ion binding.
GUUUGUUCCUGUUGAGUUGUCAGUGAGAAGAGACGCACCGACAGACAGACGCUGCUCUCAGAGACAAAAUGGCUUCUAUGUCAGAGGAGGAUUUCUGCUGUUCGGUCUGUCAUGAAGUCUUUAGAGAUCCUGUUGUUCUGUCAUGUAGCCACAGCUUCUGUAGAGACUGUCUGAAGAGCUGGUGGACACAGAAACCAAUACAGGAGUGUCCAGUUUGUAAGAGAAGAUCUUCAAAGCCAGAACCACCUCGUAACCUGGAGUUAAAGAAGCUGUGUGAGAGUUUCUUACAGCAGAGAGAUCAGAGAGCUUCAGAGGCUCUCUGCAGUCUGCACUCUGAGAAACUCAAACUCUUCUGUCUGGACCAUCAGCAGCCAUUGUGUGUCGUCUGUCUACAUUCAGAAAAACACUCCAACCACAGAAUCAGACCCAUCGAUGAAGCUGCACGACAACACAAGAAGGAAAUCCAGGAAACUCUGGAGCCCUUAAAGAAGAAGAUAAAGGUUUUUGAACAAGUUAAAGUGAAGUGUGAUCAAACAGCAAAAUACAUGAAGGUCCAGGCCCGACGCACAGAGACGCAGAUUAAGGAUCAGUUUAAGAAGCUUCACCUGUUUCUAGAAGAGGAAGAGGAGGCCAGGAUGGCUGCACUGAGGGAGGAAGAGGAGCAGAAGAGUCAGGCUCUGAUAGACGAGGCCAAACACCUGGGCAACCUGAGCUUCAACAUCUGGAACAGGAUGAAGGAGAUGGUUUCCUACUCUCCUCUGAUUCUGGACCAAAACACUGCUAGUCCAAACCUCAUCCUAUCUGAAGAUCUGACAAGUGUGAGAUGGGGAGAGUAUCAGCAACUUCCUGACAAUCCAAAGAGGUUUGAUGGUCAUCUCUCUGUCGUGUGCUCUGAGGGCUUUAACUCAGGGACUCACAGCUGGGAUGUCGAGGUUGGAGACAAUACAUACUGGGCACUGGGUGUGUUAGCAGAAUCUGUCCAGAGGAAGGGAGUCAUACGGUCUGGUUUAUGGAGAAUACGGUUCUAUAAAGGUGAAUACUCAGCAUGGUCUCCACCAGCUCCAAACACUGAUCUUACAUUUAAGAAGAAGCUCCAGCGGAUCAGAGUGACUCUGGACUGGAACAGAGGAAAGCUGUCGUUCUCUGAUCCUGAUACUAACACACACAUACACACCUUCACACACACUUUCACUGAGAGGCUGUUUCCAUACUUUAGGCCUGGGGAUUUCAUUAGCACUGGGGAUACAGUCCCACUGAAGAUAUCACCACUGAAGGUCUGUGUGACAAAACAACAGGUCUGAUAGUCUUCAGUUUGAAGGGGGUGAUAAUAAUAGCAAACAACUAUUGUAUAUAAAACUGAUUCCAUCAGUACAUGAGUCAGCUGAAUAAAAUACAACUAAAGGUUUUAAGAAGCUAAAACAUAAAAUGGUUCUUAAAGAGAGAGGAAUAAUAACUUAGUUUUGUGUGAGGUUAACAUGUCUUUAAUAAUUGUUGGCUAAAAUAUUAUUUCAUAAACAGCUGAACGUUUUUAAAGUAAUAAUGCUGUG